AGCUGGCUGAGCUGUAGGCUGCAGGCCAGUAUCUGCAUACCCUUUCUCUUCAGAAUAUUUCAAAUAUACUGUCUCGUCAUUAUGCAUUUUGCUGCCGUUUGACAAACUAAAUGGUCCUCCUGCACGUUAAGAAGAUUAUUUUAAAUUUCAGAGCAUUUGUGUAGUUACUAGGCCAUGUAUGCAUUUGAAGAAUUCAGUGAACAGAGUAUUUGCCAAGCCCGGGCUUCAGUUAUGGUCUAUGACGAUACCAGUAAGAAAUGGGUGCCAAUCAAACCUGGACAGCAGGGAUUCAGCAGAAUCAACAUAUACCACAACACGGCCACUAACACCUUCAGGGUAGUUGGAGUUAAACUGCAAGAUCAACAAGUAGUGAUUAAUUACUCAAUUGUGAAAGGACUGAAGUACAAUCAAGCAACACCUACCUUUCAUCAAUGGCGCGAUGCACGGCAGGUCUAUGGCUUGAAUUUUGCAAGCAAAGAAGAGGCUACCACGUUCUCCAAUGCAAUGCUGUUUGCUCUAAAUAUCAUGAACUCACAAGAUGGAGGUCCAGCUGCCCAGCGUCAGGUCCAGAAUGGGCCAUCUCCAGAUGAGAUGGAAGCGCAGAGAAGACAAGUGAUGGAGCAACAGCAACAGCGCCAGGAAUCUUUGGAAAGAAGAACCUCUACCACAGCUUUUGCUCACAUGAGCCCAGCACUUCCACCUGGUCAUCCCAGUGGCACUGCUGUGAUCCCUGCUUCGUCCGGGGGGCCCCCACCUCCGCCACCCCCCCCAGUCCCUCCGCCACCCAUGGGAGCUGCACCCCCCCCGCCGCCUCCACUGCCGGCAGGUGCUGGCCAAGGGGCUGGCACUGAAGAUGGGUCAGUGUCAGGGCUUGCAGCGGCUCUGGCUGGUGCCAAACUAAGGAGAGUUCAACGGCCAGAAGACGGUUCCGGAGGGUCCAGCCCCAGUGGGGUCUCUAAGAGCGAUGCCAAUCGAACAAGUAGUGGAGGAGGCGGAGGAGGACUAAUGGAAGAAAUGAAUAAAUUACUGGCAAAAAGGAGGAAAGCAGCGUCGCAGUCAGACAAGCCAGCUGACAAAAAGGAAGAGGAAAGCCAAAAUGAUGAUGCUAGCACCUCUCCUUCACCCAGUACACGAGGUCCCACCCAGCAGCAGCAAAAUUCGUCAGACUCUGGGAAGAAGCCAUGGGAAAGGAGCAAUUCUGUGGAAAAGCCUGUAUCUUCAUUACUUUCUAGAAAUCCAUCAGUGGUGAAGAGCUGUGAAGCUAAGAGCCCCACGCAAUCCCACGUGUCUUCUAGGAUGAAGCCAGUGAGCAGCAGCAAUGAUGUGGCUAUGGAUGCCUUAGAUUUUGAUCGAAUGAAACAGGAAAUAUUGGAGGAAGUUGUAAGAGAGUUACACAAAGUGAAAGAGGAGAUAAUUGAUGCCAUACGGCAGGAGUUGAGUAGAAUCAGUACAACAUAAUGAUUGCAAAGCAUUUGGACGGUACUAAGAAUGCUAGGAAGAUUGGAUCAUUUCUAAGUGUACCAAGGUCAUGCAAGAUGGUGAGAGAGGACACCGGCACUGUCUUUGUUCUUAUACCCUUUUUAUUAGCAGACUCAGCACACUUUGAAGCUUGCUGCUGCCUUGGAUUCGCUUCAUUUUAAAAGUCUUAAUCUAAAGAAUAUUAAAUUUUAAAUUUCUGGAUUUUUUAGAUUUCAUCUGACACUGCACAUUGGAUUUGUCAGCCUUUUUUGUAUUUUGUAUUUGCUUAUUUAAAUGUAUUACCUUUCUUUUUAGUAGUAGAUAAGAACACACGUGAACCAUUUGCUUUUGAUAGAUGACUUCAAAGUAAUUUUACUAGUAGUCUGCAAUGUAAAUGAAGAUCCUUUGCCAACAGAAAUGUAUUGUGGCAUCACCAGAAGAAACAGAGACAUGUUAGUUGUCAGCCAACAAGUUCUUUGUCUCAGAGUUAUCACAAUAUAAAAAAAUGGUACGUCAGUGCAUCACAGUAUCUGUGUUCAUAUUGGUAAUAAACUGUUUAUUGUCCACAUGG
This is a messenger RNA of Athene cunicularia (burrowing owl), 2029 nucleotides long. RefSeq names its product Enah/Vasp-like (gene EVL). Gene Ontology annotation, biological process: positive regulation of actin filament polymerization; protein homotetramerization; actin polymerization or depolymerization. The coding region runs from base 175 to 1458 and encodes 427 amino acids. The record is from RefSeq and is a predicted model, not a curated record. The transcript is spliced from 15 exons. Gene Ontology annotation, molecular function: actin binding; SH3 domain binding; profilin binding. NCBI's taxonomy places the organism in Eukaryota, Metazoa, Chordata, Aves, Strigiformes, Strigidae. Gene Ontology annotation, cellular component: cytoskeleton.